Corythoichthys intestinalis (scribbled pipefish) is the source of this 7105-nucleotide messenger RNA. RefSeq names its product lymphoid enhancer-binding factor 1-like. Gene Ontology annotation, biological process: canonical Wnt signaling pathway; regulation of transcription by RNA polymerase II. Bases 428 to 1507 code for a protein of 359 amino acids. Gene Ontology annotation, cellular component: beta-catenin-TCF complex; chromatin. Gene Ontology annotation, molecular function: RNA polymerase II cis-regulatory region sequence-specific DNA binding; DNA-binding transcription factor activity, RNA polymerase II-specific. NCBI's taxonomy places the organism in Eukaryota, Metazoa, Chordata, Actinopteri, Syngnathiformes, Syngnathidae. The transcript is spliced from 11 exons. The record is from RefSeq and is a predicted model, not a curated record.
UGACCAACACACGCUCACACACACCGGUUACAUUACACCGUGGAAACGCUGCGGGAGCGCUGGGAAAGUCUUCUCCGCGGACUGUGCGUGUUUUGUUUUUAUCAUCUUUCCUUUCCCCUUACGUUCCCAUUUUCAAGACUGGAUGCGCACAUCCGCACCUUCUUUUUUUGCUUCUCCUGCUGGACCUGAGAGGGACUAUCACCUACUUUUUUGGGUUUUAGUGUGGAUAAAUCAUCUUUGACUGAAAAGUGGUGAUUUGUUGGACUUUGCUGCGCUUUUGUGUUUGCUUUCCCCUCUGCAGAGGGGUCAACAACUUGGCUCCUUCCAUUGGGAGUUGCGACUCUUUCUCCAACGCAUUUUUGUGUGUUUUUUGGUUUUGUUUUUGGAGGUGGGGGGCGAUUGCGGGUGCGAAAAGAGGCGAGACAACAUGCCUCAGUUGUCAGGCGGAGGGGAUCCGGAGCUGUGCGCCACCGAUGAAAUGAUCCCCUUCAAGGACGAGGGAGAGCCGCACAAGGAGCAGAUCUUCGCCGAGCUCAGCCACUCGGAGGAGGAGGGAGACCUGGCGGACAUCAAGUCGUCGCUGGUCAACGAGUCCGAGGGAAGCCCGAACAGUAACAGCCUCGAUGCGGCGAGACAGUCCCAAGACUCGUAUCACGAAAAGCACAGAGAGCAUCCCGACGAUGUCAAACAUCAGGACUUGUACAUCAAAGGCCACUCGUACCCGGGCUACUCCAGCUACAUCAUGAUGGGCAACAUGAAUGACUCCUACAUGAGCAAUGGUGGCUCCCUUUCUCCGCCCAUGCCCAGAACGUCCAACAAAGUUCCCGUGGUGCAGCCGUCCCACGCCGUCCAUCCUCUCACCCCGCUGAUCACGUACAGCGACGAGCACUUCGCCCCGGGUUCCCAUUGCGGCCAUCACCCUCAGGAUACCAAACCGCAAGGACUCUCCCGGCAUCAUCCAGGACCAGACAUGGCCAACUUCUACUCACUGUCUCCAGGCGGAGUGGGACAGCUCACGCCACCACUAGGAUGGUUCUCCCACCACAUGGUCCCGGGACCGCCCGGUCCUCACGCCACGGGGAUCCCCCACCCGGCCAUCGUCAACCCCCAGGUCAAACACGAGCCCCUGCACGAAACCGACAUCAUGCACAUGAAGCCCCAGCACGAACAGAGGAAGGAACAGGAACCCAAAAGACCGCACAUCAAGAAGCCCCUCAACGCCUUCAUGCUUUACAUGAAGGAGAUGCGCGCCAACGUGGUGGCUGAGUGCACGCUGAAAGAAAGCGCCGCCAUCAAUCAGAUUUUGGGACGGCGGUGGCACGCGUUAUCUCGGGAAGAGCAGGCUAAGUAUUACGAGUUAGCCCGCAAGGAACGACAGCUCCACAUGCAACUCUACCCAGGCUGGUCUGCGCGAGACAACUAUGGGAAGAAGAAGAAGCGGAAGCGGGAGAAGAUCCAGGAGUCGGCCACCGGUACGGGCCAGAGAAUGAAAACGGCGUACAUCUGAGAAAAUGGAGGAAAACGGAACAACUUCUCCUCAUGCAAAGCGAAGGCAGCCGCUGCGGGGCCUCUGCUCGAGAUGGAGGCCUGCUAAGAUUCCGCCGAGAUCCUCAGAGGACCCCCACCCCUCCCUUAACCGCCCCUUCCCAACCCGCCCCACCACUUAUCACCUCACAGCCCUUCAAAGUUCCGCCUCACACUCCCUCUGCUGGAAAGACACUGAACUGAACACGACAAUCACCAUCGCUCACGUUCUUUCACUCGGUGUGUGUGCGUGCCACUUCCUGCACACGCAUAAACAAGGCAACACCUGAACACUCCAUUUAAGUUAUUGUAAGUUAUUUGUCAGCUUUUUAGGAGAGAAACCUACAGGCCGCAACAAAUAAAUUCAGUGUUUAUAUGAUGCCGUUGACGGGAUAGACGUCCAACUCAUGUCGACCGAAAAAGUAUGAAGUAAAUCUGUGCCGUCGGAGUUUGAAUAUGAAUUUCGAACACUGAGUUUUUUUUUACCCAUUGAAUGAAAUUCAAUCGCAAUAAAUUCAGUUGCAAAAAAUUAUUUUGCAAUAAAUUUAGUUGCAAAAAAUAUUAAUUUGCAAAAAAUCAGUUGGAAAACAAUCCUUCAAAUUAGAUUUUUACUUUUAAUUUUAUUGCCAGAGACGCCAACAGUGGCGCUACCAGUUUCACCAAUGAGAUGUCGCAACAAUAAUCACAUGACUCCAUUAUACCAAUCAGACUCAAGCUUGUCAUUCUAUGACCACGCCGGCCGGUUCAAUCACGUGGCGUCUUUCAAGCAACGUAAAAAGUCAAGUAUUUGACACAGAGGGCUACCGUCAACAUGACUCGAAAGUGGAGAUUUUAACCUCUCUCCCAUUUUUUAUUUGGCCCUGAUUGCCCACAGAAAACUGGAGAUAUGAUACUUAAAAUUUCAUAAUAGGAAAUAUGUUUUCUCCACUGGAGGGCACUCAUGCUCUUUGAAUGAAUGAUGCUUCAUUGCUGUAUUUUUUUUUUCUCGCGCUGGAAUUCAAUGAUUUUUUUUUUUUUUUUUUACUUGUACUUCAGUACAUUUUUGGGGGGGCUACUUUUACUCAAGUAAUAUUAUUUUGAAGUAACGCUACUCGAGUAACAUUUUUGGCUACCUUACCCACCUUUAGUUGCAAUAAAUACAGCUGCUUAUACAUUUUGCACAAAAAUCAGUUGCAAAAAUUCAGUCGCAUUUCAUUUGCAAGAAAUCAGAUGACAAAUAAUCCACAGCAAACAUUCUCUACUAAAAUAAAAUUAGUUGGAAAAUUUAAGUUGCAAACAUUUAGCUGCAAAAAAAACUUCAGUCGCAAUAAAUUGUGUCAAAAAACUAGCAAAAAAAAUUAUUCACAAAGCAAUUGGGUGGCAAAAAAAUAAAUUCGCAAAAAAUGUAGUUGCCAAAAAAAUCCUGCCACAAAAACGAGUAGAAGAAACUUCAGUCACAAUAAAAUCAGUUGCAAAAAUAUUUGGAAAAAAAUUCUGUUGCAAUAACUUCAGUCAAAAAACAAUUCAAUGGCAAAAAGUUCAAUCACAAAUUCAUUCAGUUGUAAAAAAAAUUAAUUCUCAAAAAUUCAAUUGAAAAACAAUGCAGCUACAAAAAAAAACUUCAGUCGCAAUAAAUUGUGUCAAAAAAACUAGCAAAAAAAAUGUAUUCACAAAGCAAUUCGGUGGCGAAAAAAUUAAUUCGCAAAAAAUUUAGUUCCCAAAAAAAUCCUGCCACAAAAACGAGUAGAAGAAACUUCAGUCACAAUAAAAUCAGUUGCAAAAAUAUUUGGAAAAAAAUUCAGUCGCAAUAACUUCAGUCAAAAAACAAUUCAAUGGCAAAAAGUUCAAUCACAAAUUCAUUCAGUUGUAAAAAAAAAAAAAAAAAUUCAUUCUCAAAAAUUCAAUUGAAAAACAAUGCAGCUACAAAAAAAGGAGUCAAAAAAAAAAUCUGUCGCAAAAAAAAAAAAGAGUUGUAUUAAAUUCAGCUGCACAUCCAUUUUGCACAAAAAUCAGUUGCAAAAAUUCAGUCGCGUUUUAUUUAAAAGAAAUCAGGUUACAAGUAUUCCGGAGCAAAAAAUCUUUAUAAAAAAAAUCAGUUGGAAAAAUUCAGUCACAAACAUUUAGUUGCAAAAAACUUGAAUCACAUUAAAUUGUGUCAAAACAAAGUCAUUAGCAAAAAAGCUUAAUCACAAAGGAGUUCAGUUUCGAAAAAUUCAUUUGCAAAAAAAUCAGAUGCAAAAACAAAUUCCAGCCACAAAAACAGGAAAAAAAAAAAACAAAUCCGUUUCAGUAAAAUCAGUUAUAUUUAUUUAAUAUUUAUUUAACCCUUUAAGGUCUGGGCCUAUUUUGUCUGAUUUUGCAUGCCUUUGAAGUUGCCUUUAUAUUUCAAAGAAAGAAUUGUUUACGAUGGCCUGGUUUGGUCCCUUUUUUUGUGACACCUUGAACUUCAUGUCCAAAUUGUUGUUUCCUUCACUGAUCAAUUAUAAAUCAUCAUUUUGGGCCCAAAAAGACCAAAAAUUCCAAAAUCGUUUUGUCAAAAUUUUUAAUAUUGAUGUCCAAUUGACAACCAAACAUGCGUAACGAACCGUUUUGAAACUUUGUAAUAUUUAUUCAACAUGUUAGGAUGAACAUUCAACCAAAAAAAUUUAGAAUAAAUAGUCUUAUAUUUGACAAUUCAACAUAAACAACAGGUAUAGCCAUAGGCGUUUUUUGCCUUUAUACAUGCUCCAGUCAAAACAGGUUAUAUACAGCAGACCUAACAGUGAAGAACAGUGAAAAAAUAUAUACCAUCUAACACAAAAAGUGUUUAGAGGCCAUCUCUUUAUGAGUUUAGGUAUUGCGGCCAAUCGCCUGAUGAAAACUAUGUACACACAAUCAAGCUUCUUGAACACACAUUUAUAUACACAAAUUGAGAAGAUUGAUGUGGGAAAAAAAAUAUAUAUAUAACAUUGGGGGGGAAAAAGCAUUUUCAAAAAUAUUUACAAUAAACAAGUUAAAUUUUUUUCAGUCAUACCACUCCGAAAAGCAGUUUCGUCCUGGAAUUAGACACGGCUACAUCACACAGCUCACACUUCCAUGGGGUGUCGGUCCUCUUUCCACCCUUCCAUUUUCAUUUCACUUUGCUUUCAUUGUCACUAUAAAUGUACAUGAAAAUAAGUCAGUAUUUAUGAAAAUAAUAAAGUAUAAAAUAAAAAUAUAUACAGCAAUAAAUAAUAAUGGAAAUCUAUAUGUAUGACAAUAGAAAGAAUACCAUAGCUGAAUAUGUGCUACAUCCCUAAUCUUCAUAUAGAAAGAAGAACACCACAAAUUAUAAAUUCCUGCCUGGGAUACCCACAGUGCACGUACGACUUUGAUCUGAUAUGCACAUUUUAUUAUUAUAUACACAAACACACACUUAUAUUGCAUCAAAAUUAACUUUGUCUUGCAAUAUCAAAAGAAACUUUCAAAAGAAACGUUUUCAGCAUGAAAAAAAAGAGUGAGUUGGUUUACCUCUGCUCGUCGAUGGCGUCACCCACGUGUUCAAAUCCGUCACUAUCUUCACUCGAGGACUCUUCCGAAGAAGACAAUGAUGACGAAUUCGGACCAUCCUCUUCGUCAAGUUGAUCAGAAGCACAAUUGCUUGCGCUAAAUUCAGUUUUCCGUUCAUUGUCAAAGUCACACAAAGUCGCUGCUCGAUCCAGCAGUAUCCAACUGGCCGUCGCUCGCCACCUCGCUGCUUCAGAACAGUCCUCCUCCCUCUCGUUCGGUUGAACCUUGCACCGCAGUUAUAUUUAUAAAAAAAAAAAAACGCAUUUUGUGCUUCCACUGUGACUUCGAAAGGGUUCGUUUGAUUUGUGUUUUUUUCAUGGAGCUUCUGUUUUGAAAAAGGACUAGAAAUGAUGGAAAUAUAGACAUAAACAAAUGAUCCAUGCAGCGUUUUAAUGUUUUUUUGAGAGGACAAUAAAACUAUAAAACUUAAAUGACAAUAUCUCACGUUCUAGUUGGUCGAUUGACUUCAAAUAAUAACGAGAGUAAACCGCAACUUCCGCACUUUAAAACGAGACCAACCAACGGCAUGUGGGUGACGUAAUUAAAACGUGAGGGCGCUUCAAAGACGACGUGCGCUGAGGACGCGCCGGCGCGUCCUUCGACUCUCAAGGGUUAAUAAACAAAUAUUCUGCACAAAUUCAGUUGCAAAAGGUUCAGACACAAAUAAAAUUAAGUUGCAAAAAAAAUCUGAAACAUUAAAUUCAGUUACAAAAACUAAGUCACAAAAUAAAUCAGUUUUUUAAAAAAUCUGUCGCAAAAAAUCAGUUCCAAAAAUUUCAAUCACAAAAAUUGAGUGGCAAAAAUUCAGCUGCAAAAAAAAUACUUCAGUCGCAAUGAAUUCUUUCAAAAAAAUUCAGUAGCAAAAAUAAUUAUCACAAAGGAAUUCAGUUGUGAAAAAUUCAUUCGCAAAAAAUGUAGUUGCCAAAAAAAUCCUACCACAAAACCAGUCAAGUAAAAUAAAAUGUGUUGGAAAAAAAUUCAGGCACAAUAAAAUCAGUGGCAAAAAGUUCAAUCAGUUGCAAAAAAAAAAAAAUCAUUCACAAAACAAAACAAAUGCAAAAAAAAAAAAAAAAAAAAACCUUUUAAAUGAUUCAGCUGCAAAAAAAUAAAUGGCAAAAAUUCAGUUGCAAAAAUUUACUCUCAAAAAUGAACUCUAAAUAAUUUAAGUCACAAAAACAAAUAAGUAAAUAUCAGUUGCUACCCGGAAUUUGCAAAUAUUUUUUUGCAACUAAAUUUUUGCAGCUCAAUUGCGCUAAUAAAAAAAAUCUUGUGUUAGAAAUACAUAUUCAAACUUUAAUGGCACAUAUUUACUCGCUGCCAACUUUCCCAGUCAACAUUAAUCAGACAUCUAUCUCCAUCAAUAUUGCUCUCGACCCUUGGAACUUCCCUAUUGGUUGGGUCAACAUUCCCGCCAAAUGGACCAAUCACCUCUCUCGUAGAUUGCACUAGAAGGAACAUGGAGGGAUCUCAUCUCGACAUUUUUUUAAUAAGUUGGACCUUUUCUCAUGUAUUAUUUUUAUCAUUUUGAGCCCUUUUUUCAUUAUUUGGUGUAUAUUUCUUUUUUCUUAAUAUUGUUUUUUUUAUAUAUAUGUAUAUAUAUAAUGCGAUAUAAGAACGUAAGCGUUGGAAAGCCAUUUUCUUUUUUUUUUCUUUUUUUUGAUAAUCUUGUAAAUUUACAUGUGUGUUUGUAUUUCCCUCCCCUUUUCAGACUAAGGCCUAUAUUUUAUUGACAGACAAGCAGACAAAUGAAGCAGAUAUAUAUUUAGCCCAGCACUUGGCGGUCUCGCUUUCAUAGCAAUUGGCCGUUGUUUUCUUUUUCCUGGUAGCGAAAAUUGUGAGCUCUUGUUUUUUUCUUUCUUUGUCAUCCCUCCACAAGCAAGCAUCUCUAUGAUAUUUUCUCUAUUUUACUAUUGAUGAUGAUGAUUAUGAUGACUUGAUCCCAUGUUGAUAUGAUUUGGGGUCACUUUGGUCUUGGAGAAGCGCGUUUGCUCCCCAAGUGCUCGUCUUGUAACUGUUUCCACGUUUUUUGUUGUUUUUUAAGAAAAAUCAAUAAAAAGGCACCAUUUGCUCAUUU